AUGGAGAUCAGCAACAAAAUGCAAUUUCAUGGUGAGAAGAUGGAAGAUGUCACCAUUGUGGAGAAAAUAUUGCGUUCCCUCACACCAACUUUUGAUUAUAUUGUGUGUUCAAUUGAAGAAUCGAAAGACAUAGAUGCAUUCUCUCUUGAUGAACUGCAGAACUCCUUGCUGGCAAAGGCAGGAGACGAGAUCAACAUUUUGACAAAUCCAAGGUACAGUGAUUUAGAUGUCAUAAAUUUGAUCAUUAUCGGUUUUCAUUCUACAGUAAGUUUUGGUGAUUGUUCCACUGUGAGGGUGAUGGGAAAGGAUAAUAUUGAGAUAAGAAUCAAGAAUGGUUUUGUAGAAAUAAUUUCUAAUGUUCUUUACGUUCCUGACUUGAAAAGUAAUUUGUUAAGAACUGGUCAAUUGCAAGAAAAUGAUUAUGUAAUCACUAUUCAAAAGGGUGUUUGUGAGAUUUAUGAUCCUACUAGAAGAGCUAUUGUUGUUGUGCAAAUGAGUUUAAACAUGUUGUUUCCAUUAAAGAUUGAAAGUGUGCAAUCUUGUUUGGUAGCUGAAGUAAAAGAUCCUUCUUUGUUGUGGCAUUUUCAUUAUGGCCACUUGAGUUUUGGUGGAUUGAAGACCCUCCAACAGAAAAAUAUGGUGACAGGCCUUCUUCAUAUUAGUAUUCCUUCUCAAAAAAAAUCAGAAGCUUUUUGUGCAUUUAAAAGCUUCAAUGCUCGUGUGGAAAAUGAAACAGGAAAAACUAUUAAGACCCUUCGAAUAGAUCAUAGUGGAGAAUACUACUCAACUGAAUUUGAAAUUUUUUGUGACGUUCAUGGCAUUCGAAAAGAGCUGACAGCUGCUUAUACACCACAAAAAAAUGGUGUAUCAGAGAGGAAAAACAGAACCAUCCUCAAUAUGGUGAGAAGCUUGUUGGCAAGAGGGAGAAUUCCAAAAUCUUUUUGGCCUGAAGUAGUAAAUUGGAGUAUUCACAUCUUGAACAGAAGUCCUACAUUUGUUGUUCAAAAUAUGACACCAGAGGAGGCUUGGAGUAGAAGGAGACUAGCUGUAGAUUAUUUUAAAAUUUUUGACUGCAUCGCUUAUGCGCAUAUCCUAGAUGAGAAAAGGAAGAAACUUGAUGAUAAGAGGGAAAAAUGUGUUUUUCUUGGUGUUAGUGAAACAUCCAAAGCAUAUAAAUUCUUUAAUUCACUAACCCAGAAAAUUGUGACCAGCCGAGACGUUGUCUUUGAUGAGAAAAACACUUGGGAUUGGAAUGGGCAAGAACCCUACUUAAGUUCUUUUUUACAAUGA
This is a messenger RNA of Carya illinoinensis, 1290 nucleotides long. RefSeq lists its product as uncharacterized. The transcript has 4 exons. Gene Ontology annotation, molecular function: nucleic acid binding. The record is from RefSeq and is a predicted model, not a curated record. The coding region runs from base 1 to 1290 and encodes 429 amino acids. Gene Ontology annotation, biological process: DNA integration. Lineage: Eukaryota; Viridiplantae; Streptophyta; Magnoliopsida; Fagales; Juglandaceae.